Molecule: messenger RNA, 8729 nt
Organism: Myripristis murdjan (pinecone soldierfish)
Lineage: Eukaryota; Metazoa; Chordata; Actinopteri; Holocentriformes; Holocentridae
Exons: 9
Coding region: 1-8694 (2897 amino acids)
Biological process (GO): DNA repair; telomere maintenance
Molecular function (GO): DNA helicase activity; ATP hydrolysis activity
Source: RefSeq, a predicted model, not a curated record
AUGCCCCGUGCCAAGUCCCACCGGCGGGCCCAGGCCCAGAAGCGGAGGAUGGCGCAGCCGCAGCCAUGGACCCCCCAGCCGCCUGUCCCCGAGUUCGUUGCUCGGCGCGGUACAGGGUACCGCCAUCGCGUGCGGAGAUGGCCGACUUCGGAGCUGACCCAGCGCAGCUUCAAGUUGGUCACUCCUGCCCAGAAGCCGGACCAGAAGAUGGUGUUCGUCGUGGGAGACUCCCACCUGCGGGCCAUGGUGGAUGGGAUCGUCGCGAUGCCGGAGGUGUUCGUGCUGGACUUCCCUCCACGCCUGAACAUCGAGCCUGGCCUGCAGGAGCUGUUCCGCCAGGAGUUCCGCCGUGUGCACCUCAGCGACAGCGAGGGAACGCCGAUCCUCGUCCAGGCCCUGUGGGACGCCGCGGUCCGCCAGCUGACUCCUCCUCCUCCUCCUCCUCCUCCUUCGGUGCCCCCCCGGACAUCGCCUCGUGCCAGGGUCUCCCCCGUGCUGGUCGUGACGGGACACAGCCCCGCGGCUCGUCACCGCAACCCACUGGAGUGGACCGUUGUCGGACAGGAGGGCAAGAUUCGAGCAUCUCCGGUGCAAGAGUCUGUCCUCCCGUCCAACCCCGUGUGGUUCAGCGGCGACAUCCUGGAGGCCAUGGAGAGGGUUUCGCCAUCCUCGGACAGCGACGUCACUGCCCUUCUGCCAGCUGGCCAGACUUCCCGUGUGAGGCGUUCGCCGAAAGGUGUUGCCACAAGGCGUAGAGGAGGAAAGCGGCAGGUGCUGGCAACACCUUCACCUGCCCGUGUCACCGUGCCUGCCUCCGGGCCCAGACCAGCGGUGCAGCAGGUGGAGGCGACAGUCCAGGAGUCGGCCAGCGUGGUGCCAGGGGUGGUCUUCGGACGGGAGGAGGUCGCCGCAGCGUGCCCUGCCGUCCCAGAGGAGCAACGGAAGAUCAUCAAAGCUAAGGCUGUUUUUGUUCCUUCUGUUUGUGUUAGUGAUGUUCAGUCAGAGUCUAGCGCUAAUGCUGUGGCAACAGGGUCUAACAUAGAUAGCAGCAGGAUUAGGCUAGUUAAAGUUGUGCGCGGUUCAUUUCAUCAGGGAAAUGCCCGAUUUGUGUAUGGAGGAGUCCAGUGUAUGGCUAUAGCUUUGGUCAGCUUAGCCAAACACACAGUGAGGAGCGCGUUCUUGUGGGACAGGCUGGAUCUGGAUCGCGCGUUGGUUGAAGGUGAUGAGUUGUACACGAGUUUGCGUGACCUCAACAUCUUCAGCCAUGUGUCUAAUCUGCUGUCUGUGCCAGAUUUGCCACAGCAGUUGGAAUUAGACGGACGGCUGUUUAGGUUUAGUUUUGGUGACACGGUGUUAGGCGAAGUAGGCGUGACCGAAGGUGAAUACAUCGAUUUCGGUGUAUUCAUCAGCUUGCGUAAUGGACUGGAGAGAAUCUUCAGUCAAUACACCACAUGUCUUUUGACUAUGUGCGGAAACACCACUGCCAUCGUGCGUGAGGGUGGACGGUUCGCUGUGGUCGACAGUCACUCACGCAGUAACACUGGCUUGUUACACCAUGACGGUACAAGCGUGGUUCUGCAUUUCGCGUGUCUCGACGACCUGCACCACUACAUCUGUCGUUUGGCCGACAGUCUCCGUUCGAGGGAGAAGCUCUUUGAGCUGUGUGGUGUGACUGUCAGCACGGAUGCAAGUCCAGCGCAGUCUGGUGUGUCUGUGGAGAGUCUCAUCACUGAGAUGAGCGCUGCUCCGGCACCAGAGUCUAGUGUGCUCACUGAGGCUGGGAGAAAAAGUGAGGUGUUUCCAGGCGUUUGUGUGCCUGAGUGUGGUGUCAGCAUUGCCGCAAGUCCGGCACUGUCUGGCAUUUCUGUGUUGACUUUCUCCAGCGAGGUGAGCAGCGGUUCAGCGGCAGAACCAAUGGUGACCGAUGGCAGAAAGCGUGUCAUUUCUUCCGGCACUUGUAUGUCGAAGAAAUCCAAGAGUUUCGAUGUCCGAGAGGUCAAUUUGGACGUCGAAUUUGUUAGCGAGGUGAGAAGCGAAGAGCUGGUCUUCCAUCCCCUCGGCUUAGAUGUUUGUCGUGCUUUAUGCACAAAGUUGAACGUCGAUUGCGUGAAAGUUGUUAGUCCGGUAGCCACAGAGGAGGGGUUGUUAGGUGUUCCUUGUAGCAAAGAGAGGAUUGUUGCCGAUGGGAACUGCUUCUUCAGAGCCAUCUCUCAGGCUGUGAGUGGUUCUCAGAAGCACCAUCGUAGGAUUAGGUUAGCUGUCUGUAAAGAGUUAGAAAGGAACACUGAUAGAUAUCAGAGUUUUUUGAGGACUGAGUACUCCUCUGUGUUAGAGUAUAUUCAGCAGUCCAGGAUGAGGCGUGUCGGCAGUUGGGCCACAGAGGUGGAAAUUCAGGCGACGGCCGACUGGUUAGGUGUUAGUGUGUUUACGUUCCAUGACGGACGUUGGAUAAAGUAUAGCUGUAGUAGUAAGCAUUUGUCAGCGGAGUGUAUUUACAUAGACAAUGUCAUGGGACGGCAUUUUGAGAAUGUUGUUUGCGUGUGUAAGCCUGGACUGCAUAGUUGUUACGGGUACUGUAAAGUUAGUGAAGUGUCAGGUUAUAGAAUUAGGUCUAGAAUGAUGGAUGUUGUAGAUAGUGACAACACAGCGGUUAGGUGUAGUGAUGUAGUUGGUUCUGUUGUAGGUGUAGAGAAUUGUGCCAAGGUUAUGGAGGGUGCUAGGGAGUUAGUGUCAGGUAGAAUGUCAGGGAAGUCUAAGUACUUAAGGCGGAAGCAGAGGAAGCAGGAAAAGUUGAAUUUGUCGCUUAGAGAGAAACGUCAGUCAAGGAUUAGAAAGAUAUAUCAAGAAAAUAUGGUGUUCAGGGAGAAAGCUAAGUUGUGGAGUGUAGGGGAAUAUAGUAAGAAUUUAGCCCACAGAGAGAGGGUUAAAGAGUUGAGCAUUAGUAAAUACAGAGAAAGCGUAGAGCAUAGGGAGAGUGUUAAGGCCAAGAUUAUGGUCAAAUAUAGGGACAGUGUUGAGUACAGGGAGAGUUUUAAGGCCAAGAGGUUGGUCAGAUAUAGGGACAGUGUUGAGCACAGGGAGAGUGUUAAGGCUAAGAAGUUGGUCAGAUAUAGGGACAGUGUUGAGCAUAGGGAGAGUGUUAAGGCUAAGAGGUUGGUCAGAUAUAGGGACAGCAUUGACCAAAGGGAAAAAGAAAUAGAAAGCAUUAAGAGUAAGUAUCAUGGUAGUGUAGAGUAUAAGGAGAGAGUUAUUUCCAGUGUUAGGUUAGGCAGAAAGCAGAAGGUAGAGAAAGCAAAAGAUUUUGGCUUUGUUAUGGCACAGUUUUUAGAAAAGGUCAGAGAUGGACCUGAUUUUGUGUGCUGUGUGUGUCAUAGGUUGUUUUUUAGAUAUCAGGUGGUUAGUUGUGAUAGGGAAACUUAUAGGGAAAGUUCAGCGACAGCGGCUGUGGCAGAUAGGUGUAUAGGCCAGCAGUAUUUACAUAGGUGUAGUGGGGAGUGUGUUGCGCCGUGUUUGUUGGUUUCAUCGCGCGGUAAUUUGUGGAUUUGUUACACAUGUCAUAGGAAGCUUAGUUCAGGUGAGAUGCCAGCUGAAUGCUGGGUUAAUAACUUGGAGCUUGAUCCCAUUCCUGCUGAACUGGGAUCUUUGAAUAGUUUAGAACAGCAUCUUAUUGCGUUACAUAUUCCAUUCAUGAAGAUGUUGGCACUGCCUAAAGGCGGGCAGAAUGGAGUACAUGGACCGGUGACAUGUGUUCCAGCCAACAUUGUUCAGACUGUGAAUGUGUUGCCGCGUUCGAGCAUGGAAGGGUCUCUGCUUCAGGUUAAGCUGAAGCGGAAACUCACCUAUAAAGGGUAUUACGAGUAUCAGUUUGUCGAUACGUUGCGUGUAAGACAGGCGCUAGAGUACUUAAAGAGGACAAAUGUUCACUAUAGAAAUAUUGAAUUUAAUGAGCACUGGGUUAAUGAGUUUGUUAGGGAGGAAGAUAGGGAGAAGGAAGAGGCCGAAUCAGGCAGUGAGGAUGAGGCUGAGGUUAGGUUAGGUCAGGUUACGGUUCAGUCUGAAAUGUGUGAGCUAGCAGAAUCAGCAGACAUAGGACAGGAUGAACUGUUACAUGACAGACAACAGCACUGCAUGUUUCAGGACACUUGUCUUAUGCCUGUUGAUAUUGGUCAGGAAGCUUUAGAUCAGUAUUUUAAGGAUAUAUUGAAUAUUGCGCCUGCAGAAGGGAAUAGUCCGGUAAGAAUGCUUUCUGACCACACGAACGAGGCAAAGUGUUUCCCGGUGUUGUUUCCGACGGGUGGUAAGACUUUUCAUGAUGGUCGGUGGCACGACUUGACGUUGGCGCGUUAUCUUAAUAAUAGGAUUAUGCAUGCCGACGGUCGUUUUGCGCGUAAUGUAGAGUAUAUAUUUUUUGCGCAGUACGUGUCGGAGUUGGACAAGGUUGUGUCCAGUGUUUCCGUCGCAUUGCGUAAGGAUAAAGGAGGUCAGAGGCCUCAACGGGUUAGUGAGGAUAUGUUGGCAGAUGCGGACGCCUUGAAGCAGUUGUUGGCGUGUGAUGAUGGGUUUAGGUUUCUUAAACCCAUUAGAGGAACUCCGGCCUUCUGGCAGUCUGUCCAGAAGGACGUGAUGGCUUGUGUGCGUCAGUUAGGCAUUCCGACGUGGUUUUGCUCGUUUUCGUCUGCGGAUAUGCGCUGGCAGAAUCUUCUGACCAGCAUCCUGAAACAGGAAGGCAGAUCGCAGACGGUAGAGGAUUUGGAGUGGGCAGAUAGGUGUGCGUUGUUGCGACGUAAUCCUGUGACCGCGGCGCGGAUGUUUGAUUACAGGUGGCAUUGUUUUCUGAAAGAGGUUCUCAUGUCUCCCUGUCAACCAAUCGGCAAGAUCGUUGAUUACUUUUAUAGGGUAGAAUUUCAACAAAGAGGCUCACCACAUGUACACUGUUUAUUUUGGAUCGAGGGUGCUCCCCAAAUUGAUAAAAACACAGAUGAGGAGGUAGUUGAGUUUAUCGACCGCUACGUUACGUGUGAGCUACCCUCAGAUGAUGACACACUAUUGGACACAGUGUCAUCUGUUCAAACACAUUCCAAACGACAUUCAAAGUCAUGCAGAAAACACAAAACGACGUGUCGUUUCAAUUUUCCAAAACCUGUGUCUGCGCGUACAUUCAUUUGUAGAAUGCCUGAGUGCAAGUGUGAUAAGAACAAGAAGACAGGUGAGGCUGAAUCUAAUUCAGAAAACAAGCCAGCCUGUAAAUGUUUUGAGGACAGGGAUAAAAUGCCCAAAGAGUUUGCGCACAAAAUUCUUGAAGAUGUCAAGAAAGCUGUGGAAUGCGAUGUGCCUCCUGCCAGUGUAGAGGAGUUGUUUCAUAGUUUGCGUAUUAAUCAGGAGAUUUUUGAGAGGGCUUAUAGGCGUUUAGAGAAGAGGCAUAAGGUAGUGUAUAGGAGAGGGGUGAACGAGGUUUGGGUUAAUCAAUAUAGCAAGAAGUUGUUGAAGUGCUGGAAUGCUAACAUGGACAUUAGCUUUGUCACCGACGCCUACGCAGUAGUAAUAUACAUAAUAUCGUAUAUUACGAAAGCAGAGAGAGAAAUUGGCCUCUUAUUGAGUAAUGCCCAAAAAGAAGCAAAAAAACAAGGGAAUCUCUCUGCUAAAGAAGCCCUGCGGAAGCUGGGCAGUGUAUAUUUACACAACAGAGAUGUUUGUGCGCAGGAGGCGGUGUAUAGGCUAACGAACAUGCACCUUAGGGAGUGUUCCAGAAAGGUUGUGUUUGUGCCGACAGGCAGUAGGAUAGUUAAAAUGAGUUUGCCCCUCAGUGUGUUGAGGCAGAUGGCGGCCUCCCGUGAUCUACGGGAGGAGGAUAUGUUUAUGAUAAGUAUUGUAGAUAGAUAUAGAAAUAGGCCUGAUAGCGACGUGUUUGAAAACAUGUGUAUGGCCACCUUUGCAUCUGAGUAUCGUGUUCUCAGCAAAAAUGAAAUGUCUAAAGACAGAAUUGAACUUAAGAAUGACUUAGGAUUCAUUCUUAGGAGAACACGCACUCAGUUUGCAGUGGUGCGGUACAUGCGUUUUAAUUUGGAUAGAGAGGAGGAGGCACAUUUUCAGAGCCUGUUGCAGUUGUUUCUUCCUUAUAGAACUGACUCAGACCUCAAACCUGAUGGCUUUGAGCUGUUUGAGCAGUUCUAUAACGAUGGUGAGGUGUUGUUUAGCGACGGCUCUGUACAUUCGGUUAGUGAUGUUGUCGAUGAGAAUAGGGCAAGGUUUGAGGUUAAUUGUCCUCACCUUGAGUUAGCUCAGGAGAUAGCUGCGCAGAAUAACGGUGUAGAUGAGGAUGUUUGGGGUGAGCUUUGUCCUGAACAGGAAGCGGAACGCCUUGAGGGUUUAGAGGAGAUGAGGCAGCAGCGGGAAGGUGAGUUAGCUGAGGAACAGUUGGUUGAGUCAUUGGUGAAUGUGCCAGAUUUGAUUGUUGGUGGCAGACAGGUAGCGCAGUUAGAGAGAAACAGGUCCAUUUUAUCUAGAACUGAGGGUUUAGCGCUUGUUAGGUCUCUGAAUGAGACACAGCUUGCUGUUUUUUAUAAGGUGAGACACUGGUGUCUGCAGAAGGUGAUGGGUAAAAACCCAGAGCCUCUGCGUGUAUUUGUGACAGGUGGUGCAGGGACGGGGAAAAGUCAUUUAAUUAGGGCUAUCCAGUAUGAGGCAGCGCGGCUGCUGUCAACACUUUGUGAUCAACCAGACGAUAUCUGUAUUUUGUUAACUGCUCCAACAGGAAUAGCUGCAUACAAUUUAAAUGCAGCAACAAUUCAUCACACAUUGAGUAUUGGCAAACAGGCUAGUUUACCUUACACCCCUCUGGGUGAAGAUAAACUAAACUCUUUGCGAGCAAAAUUAAGUCACCUCCAAAUUUUAAUUAUAGAUGAAAUAAGUAUGGUUAAUCACAACCUGUUGGCUUAUGUCCACGGUAGAUUGAGACAGAUAAAACAGACAGGCGACUUUUCCCCGUUUGGUAAUGUUAGCGUGAUAGCUGUCGGGGACUUCUAUCAGUUGCCUCCCGUUAAAGGGAAGCCUCUGUAUAGUAGUCCUGUUGGUGUGGACCUGUGGUGUAAUUUCAGCACCGUGGAGCUGAAAAAGAUAGUUAGGCAGAAGGAUAGUGUUUUUGCAGAGAUGCUGAAUAGGUUAAGAGUGCGUUCCAGGGCCACCCCAAUGUUAGAUAGCGACGUUGAAAUGUUGAAGAUGCGCGAGACCGGCGAGGUGAGCUCAGCCUUGCAUAUCUUUGCGACGAAUAGGCAAGUAAGUGAGCACAACCUAAAUUAUCUGUUUGACUGUUGUCCUGAUUAUGUCACCAUUGAGGCGCAGGAUUUUGUGACUAACAGGACAACAGGGAAUUUGGAACGGAUGCCCGGGCAUCACGGCGUUGCGGCGGACACGUCUCUACCGGAGACUUUGUGUAUAGCGAGGAACGCGCGAGUCAUGUUAUGUAAGAACGUGGAUGUUGCGGACGGCCUGGUCAAUGGAGCAUGUGGCACGGUUACUCAGAUAGUUUUUGGAGAGGAUUCCACGUUUCCUCUCACCGUGUAUGUUAGAUUUGAUGAUGUGAAUAUUGGUUCAGAUAGGAGGAAAAACCGUGCACAUGCAGCAGUAGAAUGCCUGCAGUCUACUGCCAUUGAUCCAGAGGAGGAUAGAGCCACCAAGCGUGGCGGUUUGCGUCGUCAGUUUCCUCUGAGGUUAGCGUGGGCUUGCACUGUUCACAAAGUGCAAGGACUCACUGUGGACGAGGCGGUAGUGUCUUUGAAGAGGGUGUUUGCACCGGGGCAGGCAUAUGUAGCGCUUAGUCGUGUUAGGGCCUUGUCUGGACUGAUCAUCGAGGAUUUUUCAGAGAAGGCAAUUUAUUGCAAGAACGCCAUAAAGGAGGCCUUGGAUAGCAUGCCUCCAUUUUUGAUUGAGCAGCCAGAGCCUUCAUUAAAUGCACACAGUUUCUCUGUGUAUUUAAUGAACGUUCAAAAUUUAAGUCGGCAUGUGUUAGAUUUGGUGUCUUGCACGCAGCAUUUACAGCUUACCUGUAUUGCUGUGACAGAAACGUGGCUCACUGCACAGUCUUCAUUAGACGGUGUCCAAAUUGAAGGUUACACUUUCCACAAUCGUCCUCGUGGCUUGUGUUACAGCAGCAGUAACCCCAAAUUGUUAGAGCUAAAGAACCUAGAACACGGUGGAGUUGGUUUGUAUAGUGUAGACAAUUUGGACUGUAACAUUCUGCAGGUGCCCGAUUUGAAUCUGGAGUGUUUGGUGUGCCUGUGCAACAAAUUCAACAUAUUGUUGGCAGUAAUUUAUCGUCCACCGUGUUAUCCAAUUUCUUUAUUCAAACAAAAUCUGGGGAAGUUACUUGAUUGGUUAAAUCCAAUCAGUAACACAAUUGUAAUAAUGGGGGAUUUCAAUGACAACAUUUUAAAAACAUCCUCAAUUUGCAAAUUUAUGGGUGAAAAAGGAUUUAGUCAGCAUGUAACACAAGAAACUACGGAGAAGGGGACACUAAUUGACCAUGUUUAUGUUAAAACAACACAGUAUAAUGUGAACUGUGCAGUGAUGCCUACGUAUUUUAGUGAUCACGAAGGUGUUUUGUGUAGCUUUAGUGUUAACGAUGAUCAGGGGUUAGUUGUUGACUUGGAGGAGGUAGAGGGCCUCUUCGAGUCAGACGUGGAUUUUGAUGAGGGUUAGGUUGGUUUGUUUGGCAAAGGAAGCAAACAAUGAAU